AUAAAGAACCAAGAAAAAACAUUAGAAAAAUAUGACAAAUUGAGAUGGGUUUUUGAUGCAUUCACUGCUUCUCACUUGGGAAAACCAUGUGGGCUAAGAAGUUGAACGUGGGAAUAAUUGAAUGAGGUCUGAAGUCUGCAGUUUUCUGCAGAGAUAAUUUAAUUUUAUAUUAAAAGUUCUUAUUUUUUUCUUCCCCCUCUAGUUGCAGUGAUCACAUGUGAGGUGGUUGUAUCAAUAAACAGUGCACCUAUUUAAGUAACAAUCACUUUUCUUGGUUAUGUCAGUACUACUGUAGAAUUCACCAUAGCUCCAAUUAAUUCCUCAUUUUCUUCACCAAUCUUGUUAUUUCUUCUGCUAUUGGAAACCACUAAGAAAAAUGGGCAACAAUGGCAUUCUAGCACUGGGAUUCAUAAUUGGUUUGUGCACCAUUUUCUUAAGUGCAAAUGGUUUUUCAGCAGAUUCUGGAUGGUCAAGUGCUCAUGCCACAUUUUAUGGUGGAGCUGAUGCUUCUGGCACAAUGGGUGGUGCUUGUGGAUAUGGAAACUUGUAUUCAACAGGGUAUGGAACAAGGACAGCAGCAUUGAGCACUGCAUUGUUCAAUGAUGGAGGAUCCUGUGGCCAAUGCUACAAGAUCAUCUGUGAUUAUAAGGCAGACCCCGCAUGGUGCAAGAAGGGAGUAUCUGUUACAAUUACAGCUACAAAUUUUUGCCCACCAAAUUACAAUCUUCCUAGUAACAAUGGAGGCUGGUGUAACCCUCCUCGUCCCCAUUUCGACAUGGCUCAACCUGCUUGGGAAAAGAUUGGUAUUUACAAAGGAGGCAUUGUUCCCGUGCUCUACAAAAGAGUUCCUUGCAAGAAGAAACAUGGAGUUAGAUUCACAAUCAAUGGAAGGGACUAUUUUGAACUAGUCUUGGUAAGCAAUGUAGCAGGGGCAGGAUCUGUUCAAUCUGUUCAAAUCAAAGGCUCAAACACAAACUGGUUGACCAUGUCUAGGAAUUGGGGAGCAAGUUGGCAAUCCAAUGCAUAUCUUGAUGGACAAUCUAUAUCUUUUAAGGUCACUACCACUGAUGGUGUCACAAAAACAUUCUUAAAUGUUGUUCCAGCUGGUUGGAAAUUUGGACAGACAUUCUCAAGCCACACUCAGUUCUGAUAUACAGAAAAUGGUCAAAGAAUAUGAUUUUAGAGUUCUUGGGUUCUUAGGCAGCGGCGUGCUUACUUUUUACAGAAAGCAGCCCGCCCAUGCCCAUUUUUCUUUUGCUUUUAUUCAGAUAUACAUAUAAUAUUGGAGAAAGAGAAUCUCAAGGAGGAAUUGAAGAUUAAUUCUGGAGUGGCUUGACUAUUGAGGAAUUGGUGGUCUGGUACAAAUAAAGCUGGUGAAAAACAAAACAAUUAGUACGUAUUGGUUUAAGUAGGGCAGUUCAAAAUAUUGCAUUUUACGAUAUGAAAGGAUGAAUAAGACAGUUGUAUAAUUAUACUUUUGAUUUCCCCUUUCUUCUACUCUUAUAAUAUGACCAUUUUCUUGUACCAAAUAUUCCUGUUUAUCAUUUUCAGUACAAAUAUUUCUGUCUUGUAGCAAACAAGAAUUGGUGAA
Nicotiana tabacum (common tobacco) is the source of this 1591-nucleotide messenger RNA. RefSeq names its product expansin-A11-like. NCBI's taxonomy places the organism in Eukaryota, Viridiplantae, Streptophyta, Magnoliopsida, Solanales, Solanaceae. Gene Ontology annotation, cellular component: extracellular region. Gene Ontology annotation, biological process: plant-type cell wall organization. The record is from RefSeq and is a predicted model, not a curated record.